GUCGCGUCCGGUCGUCCGGCAAACAUGCCUCGAUCCUUUCUGGUCAAGAACAAGAAGACGCCGUGGAAGAGCCGCGGCCAACACCACCGCCUCUCCUCGGAAAGGGCCCUCAUCCCCCGGACGGAAUCACGUUACGAUUGGCCCACCCCUGCUCCUUCUCUACCCCUCCAUCUGGGAUCCGAACUCUCCUUCGAUCCGUGCGGGGCCUUCCUCCUACGUUACCUAGUUCGAGGUCUACAUUCGUCUUCUCUCCCCCUCGAUCAUCUUCGAAGGCCCACUUCGGAGGGUGCCGUCUCCGCGCCCCUUAUUCGGCCCCCUUCUCCGGAAACUUUUAUAGAAGAUGCGCAAGUUCCUCAGUGCGUCAGUCCGUCCACCAGAGAAAACACUCCCCUGGUCGACGGUUCGAGCCCCGUCGGCCGUCGGCCCGUUUCCGAUUACUCGAUAGAGGCCCUGCUGAACCCGAGUCGUAAGGAAGAGAUGGCCGAAACGAUGGAGUCGGAGGUCCCUCGCAGUAAAGGGGUGCUGAGAGAAGAGAAUGCCAACGUCGUCCCUGCCCUCCUGUUCGCUUGCGCCGAUUGCGGAAAGACUUUCGGCACUGCCCACGGACUGGAAGUGCACACUCGCAGAUCGCACGGCGGUCAGAGGCCCUUCGCCUGCCUUCGCUGCAACAAAACUUUCGGACACGAAGUCAGCCUGGACCUACACAGGGCCGUACACAACAACGAAAGAAGUUUCGAGUGCAAACAGUGCGGCAAGAGCUUCAAGAGAUCGUCCACUCUGUCCACCCAUCUGCUGAUUCACUCGGACACCAGGCCCUAUCCUUGCCAAUACUGCGGAAAGAGGUUCCACCAGAAGUCCGACAUGAAGAAGCACACCUACAUCCACACAGGCGAGAAACCCCACAAGUGUACCGUCUGCGGUAAGGCCUUCAGCCAAUCGUCGAAUCUGAUAACCCACACACGCAAGCACACCGGAUUCAAGCCCUUCGCCUGCGACGUAUGUCCCAGGGCCUUUCAACGUAAGGUGGACUUGAGAAGACAUCGAGAGACGCAACAUCGACUCUGCACCCCCGUCGAAUAUCCCGGAAGGGAGGCGUGCGCCGAAGAUCUUCGUCCCAGUUCUCGAGUCUCCCCCGGGGUGGACGUGGACUGAUUUGUACGCGUCUACCCGUUGUACUGUACAUAGUCUUAAAAGUGUAUUUUCGUGUUGCAAAUAAUAAAAGAAAAGAAAAAAAAAAAAAAGCCCUCAUCGGCUCUGGUUUCUCUGCGCAUCUUCCACGAAAUUCUUGG
Messenger RNA from Centruroides sculpturatus (bark scorpion), 1289 nucleotides. Its product is annotated as zinc finger protein Gfi-1b-like. Gene Ontology annotation, biological process: regulation of transcription by RNA polymerase II. Gene Ontology annotation, molecular function: DNA-binding transcription factor activity, RNA polymerase II-specific; RNA polymerase II cis-regulatory region sequence-specific DNA binding. Gene Ontology annotation, cellular component: nucleus. Lineage: Eukaryota; Metazoa; Arthropoda; Arachnida; Scorpiones; Buthidae. The transcript has 4 exons. Bases 25 to 1152 code for a protein of 375 amino acids. The record is from RefSeq and is a predicted model, not a curated record.